This is a messenger RNA of Carassius gibelio (silver crucian carp), 7877 nucleotides long. Its product is annotated as diacylglycerol kinase zeta. Gene Ontology annotation, cellular component: nucleus. The transcript has 36 exons. Gene Ontology annotation, molecular function: ATP-dependent diacylglycerol kinase activity; protein binding. Bases 226 to 4092 code for a protein of 1288 amino acids. Gene Ontology annotation, biological process: diacylglycerol metabolic process; regulation of synaptic transmission, glutamatergic; intracellular signal transduction. NCBI's taxonomy places the organism in Eukaryota, Metazoa, Chordata, Actinopteri, Cypriniformes, Cyprinidae. The record is from RefSeq and is a predicted model, not a curated record.
AUGCUGCUAUCUGUGAGCCCCACCAGCUCACUUUUUGACCCUCCCACUCUUUUAGGACAGACUGCAUGCGCGCUCUUUCCCCAUCCCCAGUCUCUGUUCUCCUCUUACUCUCCUCCUCCCUCUCGGUUGGAUGAAGACGGUUGGAUGAUUUUGACUCCUCCAUCAGUGUCCUCUGGGGAAGACAUCAGUCGUGGCGUAUAGCAUCUUCUUUUAUUACUGAGUCCAAUGGAUACAUUGUUUGGCCUGCGUUUCAGACGGAAAGCCUGUGAGCCAAGCGGACCUAGGCGCUCCAGCAUGUCACUUCCAGGGAGUACAGCGCGGCGGCGCUCCAGUGUGUCACUUCCAGCAAGUAAAGCACGGCGGCGCUCCAGUGUGUCACUUCCAGUGAGUAAAGCACGCCGGUGCUCCAACACGGGCCUGGCAUCAGCGGGCCUGGCUCAGAGACGCAGGUCUAGUGCUCAGCUCCAAAUCAGCAACGUGCAGGGGGUCUUACACCACAGCAGAGGACACUUCACCAGGAGGAGGUCGAGUGGAGGAACAGCCUGCCUGGCCCCACGGUUCGCUAUCCGACGGAGACCAGCUGCCAAACACCACAGCAUUCACAACCAGCUCCUGGGACCAUCACUGUUUUUGGCUGGCGUGAUGCAAAUGAGUGAAGAUCAUGAAACUGAGAAUAAGAGUGAAGAAGAAUACUCCUCUCUCUCUGAUAGUGACUGUAGCCAGGAGGAGUACAAGCAAGCAGGGAUGGAUUUAGAGUUGGAGUCUGAUAAGUCUCUGACGUGGUUGGCUGAGGGUUGGAUGCCGGGGGAAAGUAUUCAGCCUCGUCCCCUCCUCCGUGCCCCACGCUGCCUGAGGCGAAACUCCUCACACCUACUUCCUGCUGAAGCCGUUUACCAGAGCCCAGCCUCUUUUGGACUGUACGGCCGUUACCGUAGGACCAGUCAGGCACAGGGUCUGUCUAAUGUAGGUGGAUUGUGGACAGGGAGGCGAAAUUCUCUUGCAGGUCCAGGAUCAGUUGCACUGUACAGGAGGAGUUCUCCUUGCUGGACAGAUCUCAGUCUCUCACACACACUGCAGGGAACUGAUUACAACCCACAGAUUGACACAUGGAGUGAAUUCCUAUCGAAGGCCAUUGCCAAGUCCGGUCUCCAGCACCUGUCAUGCCAGCCCAGUGCUGCGGUGUUGGCCAAGGGGGAAACGGACCGAGAAAUACGCAGCACAGUGGACUGGAGUGAAUCCGCUCUGUAUGGGGAGCACAUCUGGUUCGAGACCAAUGUCUCUGGGGACUUCUGUUACGUUGGAGAACAGCACUGUUACGCCAAGACCCUGCAAAAGUCUGUUGCUCGAAAAAAAUGUGCCGCUUGCAAGAUCGUAGUUCACUCCAUCUGCAUUGAACAGCUGGAAAAGUUAUUGGACUGGAAUGUUCCGCCCCAAGGGGAGGGGCUUGAUGAGGUGCCUCUCAAAGACCCAUCAUUCAGAAUAAACUUCAGAUGUAAGCCAUCUUUCAGGGAGUCAGGUUCACGGAACAUCCGGGAACCAGCAAUAGUUCGACACCACUGGGUCCAUCGGAGAAGACAAGAGGGCAAAUGCAAACAGUGUGGAAAGGGGUUUCAGCAGAAAUUUGCCUUUCACAGUAAAGAGAUUGUAGCCAUUAGCUGCUCCUGGUGCAAACAAGCAUAUCAUAAUAAGGUGACAUGCUUUAUGCUGCAGCAGAUAGAAGAAGCGUGUUCAUUAGGAGCACAUGCUGCCGUUAUAGUACCUCCUACCUGGAUCAUACGGCUUCGCCGACCUCAGUCCUCACUAAAGUCAAGCAAAAAGAAGAAACGAACCUCUUUCAAACGCAAAUCCAGCAAGAAAGGAGCAGAGGAGGCUCGAUGGAAGCCCUUCAUUGUGAGACCAGUUCCCUCUCAACUCAUGAAGCCACUGCUGGUGUUUGUAAACCCAAAGAGUGGAGGAAACCAGGGAGCUAAAAUCAUCCAGUCGUUUCUGUGGUGUCUGAACCCUCGGCAGGUCUUUGAUCUCAGUCAGGGGGGUCCUCAGGAGGGCUUGGAGAUGUAUCGCAAAGUUCACAACUUGAGAAUUUUGGCCUGUGGUGGGGAUGGCACGGUGGGCUGGAUUUUGUCCGCUCUUGAUCAGCUGCAGCUGAACCCUUCUCCUGCUGUGGCAGUACUUCCUCUGGGCACAGGAAAUGACCUCGCUAGGACGCUAAACUGGGGUGGGGGUUACACAGAUGAACCUCUAAGUAAAAUCCUGUCUCACGUUGAGGAUGGGAAUAUUGUGCAGCUGGAUCGAUGGAAUCUCAUUGUGAAGCCCAACCCAGAGGCGGGGUCAGAGGAAAAAGACGAGCAGGUGACAGACAAGCUCCCUUUGGACGUCUUCAAUAAUUACUUCAGCCUUGGCUUUGAUGCUCAUGUGACUUUAGAGUUCCAUGAAUCCCGAGAGGCCAACCCUGAGAAAUUUAACAGCCGAUUCAGAAACAAAAUGUUCUAUGCAGGGACAGCGUUUUCUGAUUUCUUGAUGGGCAGCUCCAAAGACCUGGCUAAACACAUUAGAGUGGUGUGUGACGGCACAGAUUUGACCUCUAAAAUCCAGGAUUUGAAGCUGCAAUGCCUGGUCUUCCUCAAUAUCCCCAGGUACUGUGCGGGCACUAUGCCAUGGGGCAAUCCAAGUGAGCAUCAUGACUUUGAGCCUCAGCGUCAUGAUGAUGGCUGCAUCGAGGUCAUUGGAUUCACAAUGACAUCACUGGCCACGCUGCAGGUCGGAGGUCACGGUGAGAGGUUAAAUCAGUGUCGAGAAGUCACCCUCACCACCUCUAAGUCAAUCCCCAUGCAGGUGGAUGGCGAGCCUUGCAAACUAGCUCCAUCUGUUAUUCACAUCUCCCUGAGAAACCAGGCCAACAUGGUGCAGAAAACCAAGAGACGCACAUCAAUACCACUGCUCAACGAUAGUCAGCAGCCAUUUCCAGAACGAUUACGGAUCAGAGUGAGCCGCAUCAGCAUGCACGAUUAUGAAGCUCUGCACUACGACAAGGAGAAACUCAAAGAAGCGUCAAUUCCACUGGGUCUCAUCGUUGUCCCGGGAGACAGUGAUUUGGAAGCCUGCAGAGCUCACAUCGAGAGACUACAGGAGGACUUUGUGUCGUGUCACCCAUCUCUGCAGCGGCUGGUGCUCCAGGAAGGUGAUGGGACGAAAUUGAAGGCUUUGUCAUCUCAGAGGCUGUCUCCAAAAUGGUGCUUUCUCGACUCUACAACAGCGGAUCGUUUCUACAGGAUUGAUCGCGCUCAAGAGCAUCUUAACUACGUGACAGAAAUCUCUCAGGAUGAGCUGUUCGUUCUGGACCCAGAGCUGGUUGUCACAGAGACGGUCAGCACAUCGCCAGGUAUGCCAGACCUGGUGGAUUCCUCUGGUGAUGCCCCAUCUGAUCCAUGUAAAUUUGCCUUCCCAUCAUCCUCCUCUUCUCCACCAAACUCACCCGGUCCCAGGGGUGCAGAGCUCCAGAGAAAGCGUGUUUCCAGUGACAGUUCUGUGGCAGAAGCUCUUGCACACAGUGACUCGCUCAGAUCAGCCAAACCAGCUCUCAGCAGGGUGGGGGGUGUACAUCGCUCAAAUACAACAGCAGCAGAUUUCAAACCUACCAGCAGGCUUGAGAAGAACGACCAGAACAAUGUGUCAGCAGACAGUCUAAUUGAAUGUGUUAAGAAGAAGGACCAUCAGAAGUUGAAGGAGCUGCAUAAGAAGGGGGCAGACCUGUGUGUGCAGGACCCCGUGGGUCGCACCCUGCUCCACUAUGCUGUGGAAGUGGGAAGCAAGGAGAUCGUCAAAUACAUCAUUGAUAAUGCAUCCACCGAUAUCCUGGAUGUAACCGAGAGAGAAAAUGGAGAGACGGCAUUGCACAAAGCGGCCUCGUUGUUUCAGAGGACAAUCUGUCAUUACCUAGUGGAGGCGGGAGCAUCUCUCAUGAAGACAGACUUACAGGGUGACACUCCAAAGCAUCGUGCCGAGAAGGCGAAAGAUGCAGAACUUGCGGCGUAUCUUGAGAACCGACAGCACUACCAAAUGAUCCAGCGUGAGGACCAGGAGACUGCAGUUUGACCUUUAACCUCUCACCCUUCCCCCUCAACCGGCGUCCUCCUGUUUGUGCCAAAACAACAGUAACCAAAAAUGUAUCGCUAAACUGCACGAUGGUGACACAUUCCUAGAGAGAUGGUGGCACACUUUGCUGUCUCUGAAGAGGUCCCGAGCUUUCCUGUUGGACUUAAUGUCUUUCAUUUUAUUGCACUGCCAAAACAUCUUCUAGUUUGUAUGUAUGAGACAGAAUGCAUUGCCCUCUAUGUUACUGCACUCAUCAAGCUUGCUUUUCUAGUGUGACAAUGCUGAAUGUUAAAGGAUUUAAAGAUGCAUGGGCUGGUGAGGACAGUGCUGUGUGUGUCUCCAGAGUUCUCACUGUCUGUAGAAGUGCACCUGGAGCGUUUACCGUAGAUUUAGUAUUGCUCUGUUAUGGCUGAGCGUUAAUCUGAUCCGUGCUCCAGAACGUGAAACGGAAACAACAUUUCAGUUAGCUGAUUUCCUAAUAACAGUAAAGCCAUUAAAUGAAAUGAUGUUAAUGUAUAAUGUAACUUUCUAGCUUCCCCUGCACUGGAAGUGUUCAGGUUGGUUCAAACAUAGGAAUGUUUUCUGGGCUCUUGGUUUGCAGUAUCAGACCUAUUUAGAUCUUUUUCCGGUGUGUUAUUGGAAAGAUUUAGCAUUUUCAUAGAUUUCUCUGCUGUUUUCUAACUUUAACAUGGUAAUAACAUUCGGUACUGUAAAUGUAUGCAAGUAGCUUUCUGUUUAAGAGGCAUUUGCACUGUAGCUUUGAUUGCCGCCUUUAUUCUGUUCUCUGGAUUUAUAAUUGAUGUACUGAAAUUAUAGCUUCUUUCCUACAUUUUUUUUAAGUAAAUAGAUGUUUAUAUCAUUUGUAGCUAUAAAAGAUGUGUUUUCAUGUUUGUAUUAUACAACUCUGUAAAUUAGAUUUUGGUUUAUGAGAGUAGAGAACAGGUCUCUGUCAUUUCAGCUCACUUUUCUUAAAUCUUUGUGAUAAAAAAAACACUCUCUGUAAGAGUUUUUGUUUCAUAUUUUUUUUAGUGCUGGUGUCUUAAUGCAGAUUCAAGAUUUAAGGAUGCUUAUAUUUAUUUUCCUAAAUCUUUAUAUAUUGAAAUUAAUUAGGCCUUGAAUUUAUAGAUAUUUAAUAAUGUUAGUAACUUGUGACUUAUUUCAAUUAUUUGCAUCAUAGAAUGAAAAUCUUCUCUGUCUAAAGACUUAAUACUUCAUUUUAUGAAAGGACCCACUGAUUUCAAAGUUUCAAAUGUCGUUAUACAGUAUGUAUGCAUAUUCAUAUUGUAAUUUAGUAACACAGGUCUUGGGUGAACACACUAGCAUCUUUAGUGCUCUUCAUUUUUCUGCACUCUCAGUUGCAUUUGGAAAGUUUGAGUGUUAAAAACAACAACAACUAUCCAUCCAUCUAACCCUUUAACCCAGACAGCUAUUUGACAGGAGUCUUGAUGAAUGAGACCUCACUGAACUCUUUCAAUAAACGUGAUACGUCUUGAUCAUUUUUUUUAAAUUCUAAAAUACUUUUUUGGUAGCACUUUAUUUUACAGUAUUGUUCCUUAUGUACAUACUAUGUACUUAUUAUAGGAAUUACAAUAACUAUGUAAUAACUAGGUACUAACCCUAAACUUACCCCUAAACCUAACCCUACCCCAUGGAGUUACCUUGUGUUACCAGAACUUUCUUAGAUAAAUACACUGUAAGUACACUUUAAGUACAUGUUAGUACAUGUACUGUAAAAUAAAGUGCAAUCCCUUUUUUGUGCUUUAGACCUUUUUAGUAUGACAAAUUGGGUUUUGUUAUCCAUAAUGCACGUAAUUAUUAUUUUUUUUUAUCCUUUUAUUCUGUCCUUUUUCUGUUUCGUCUGAGACCCCAGUGUAAAGGCUGAUUGUGUAAUGUGUAUAAGAUGAUAACACUUUAAGGUUUUGAGUAUUGGUGUUACUAAUUAGCUCCUGUAACACAGUAAUUGAAAAGGCGUUUAUAUACAGUAGUUCAGACAGACACUGGCUGACAUCUGCAGUCUGGGACGAAACAAAGCUAGCAAACGGGCUGAAACUGUAAAUGGGCUUCAAGCCAACAGCGCUUUUUUCUCAGUCAUGCCAACUUCAUUUCUUUACUGAGGAAUUUUGAUCAUUUAAUUUUCCUGUCUGAGAUAAACAGCCUACAGAAGCCUCUCACGCUCACGGUGACUGAAGGGAUUAAGUGAACGUUUGUGAGUUUUAAGGCUUUCAGUUUCUUCCUAAUUAUCAUAAUCCUAAAACUAGUUUGUCAGAAUAAUAGACAGAACAGAUGGCAUAGAUUUGCCGCGAAUGUUUGAAUUUAUUGCAAAACACUUAGAGGACAGUUUUUCCUCAUGUACCGUUAUAGUAAGAACCAUUUCUAUUGUCACUUAAAUCUUAGAAAGCAGUUGCACUGAGAGUAUGAUACAACAAAUUCAGUUUGUUACAACUUUUCAUUUCUUGUUUAAAAUAUGUUGGAGCCUUGCUAUAAUACUCCACAGUUUUUAUCCUUUUCUGUAAAACUUCUAAAUGAUUUGGACUUUAUUUGACGUUUAUUGACAUAGAGUCUCUAGAAAUACAACAGCCUUAAAUUAAUGUGUCCACAAUUCCAUACUUGAUUAUGAGCAGUAUGUAUUUUUGACUGGCAUGAUGAUGUUCUGCUGCAUGAAACAGUACACAUCUAUUAACUCAGUGAAGUGGGUAUUUUAAUGGCCAGUUUUUAUUUAAGUGCUGUAGACUGCACUUAUAUCAUUUAUCUUCCUCUAAGAGCAAGUGAGGUCUGUGACCCUGCAUUAGCCCAUCGUCACUUUGAAUUUAGUCUGGUUUUAAGAUUUUAUCACCCAGAUUUAAUGAAAUGGUUCUUUUGUUUUGGUGUUGAUCCAUUUACUCAGGGGAGAUUGUAAUUAACGCUGGCAGCAUCUUAUUCCACCCCAACCUUCUCUGCUAGGAUUUAUUUUCAUUUAACCAACAGAUCAUGACUAUACAGUAGUUCUGUAAAGUGCUUCGUUAUAAUUAAUUCAUACUUGCAUGUGUUCUCAGGCAGCUGUUUACCGCUGGACCUUACAUGUCCUUCCAAUAUCUUAUUAAAACCAAGUUUUUAAUCCAUAGCUUAAUUAAGCCUAAUCUUUUCAUCAGCGAUACACUGUCAGCAAGCACUAUUUUGCAAUUAAUUACUUUUCUAUAAUAUCCUAUUUUUCUUCAUGUAGUGGAGAUCCUAUUGAAGUAUAUUCCAUGUUCAGUACUUCACCACCAACAUUAUUAAUACACACUCAAUUUCGUACUGUAUUAUUACAAAAGAGAUGAGAUUUUCCAAGAAAUCUCACAUUUUUCCAUUCUUAUAUGGAAAUCUCCUUACAUUUACUUUCAAAAGGCAAAGCAAUGUAACAUGUAUGUACAGUAAUUUAAAUUUCUGAAUGUGUUUUGUUGCUGUGUAUUUUCUUACUCAUUUAAGCUCUUUAGCCAUCAUUGAGAUGCAUGAAAGCAGAAAGAAGAGGAAGAGCUGCGUCUUUCAUUGAUUAACAGGGAAAAGGAUCUGACAUUGAUACUAAUUAGUGUCUGUAUUUUUUAUUUUUUUUUGAGUUGCAGUGCAAUUCAAGGCUACAGUGUAUUAUAGGAUUUUGAAAAGGAGAAUGCAGAAGGCAUGGGUUUCAGUGCAAUAUAUUGUUUAAAAAAAAAAGAUUUUAUGAAUAUUUUGUUCUGUAACAUGUAGUCAAUAUUUAUCUCUUCAGUGAACUUAUUCUGUUACUGUCUGAUUAAUAAAAUAAUAAAGCAUUCUGCAUAUUGCAUACUGAA